Messenger RNA from Acanthosepion pharaonis, 1194 nucleotides. NCBI's taxonomy places the organism in Eukaryota, Metazoa, Mollusca, Cephalopoda, Sepiida, Sepiidae. The record is from the annotation of a GenBank genome assembly.
AUGCAUUUACUUGUUUCUUUCUUUCUAUUUUUCUUUCUAUUUAGCUCUAUGCAUUUCCUUCUUUCUUUCUUUCUAUUUUUCUUUCUAUUUUGUUCUAUGAAUUUCCUUCUUUCUUUCUUUCUAUUUUUCUUUCUAUUUAGCUCUAUGCAUUUCCUUCUUUCUUUCUUUCUAUUUUUCUUUCCAUUUAGCUCUAUACAUUUCCUUCUUUCUUUCUUUCUAUUUUUCUUUCUAUUUUGUUCUAUGAAUUUCCUUCUUCCUUUCUUUCUAUUUUUCUUUCUAUUUUGCUCUAUGAAUUUCCUUCUUCCUUUCUUUCUAUUUCUCUUUCUAUUUUGCUCUAUGCAUUUCUUUCUUCCUUUCUUUCUAUUUUUCUUUCUAUUUUGCUCUAUGCAUUUCCUUCUUCCUUUCUUUCUAUUUUUCUUUCUAUUUUGCUCUAUGCAUUUCCUUCUUUCUUUCUUUCUAUUUUUCUUUCUAUUUUGCUCUAUGCAUUUCCUUCUUCCUUUCUUUCUAUUUCUCUUUCUAUUUUGCUCUAUGCAUUUCCUUCUUCCUUUCUUUCUAUUUUUCUUUCUAUUUUGCUCUAUGCAUUUCCUUCUUCCUUUCUUUCUAUUUUUCUUUCUAUUUUGCUCUAUGCAUUUCCUUCUUUCUUUCUAUUUUUCUUUCUAUUUUGUUCUAUCUUUUUUCCUUCUUCCUUUCUUUCUUUUUUUUCUUUCUAUUUUGCUCUAUGAAUUUCCUUCUUCCUUUCUUUCUAUUUCUCUUUCUAUUUUGCUCUAUGCAUUUCCUUCUUUCUUUCUUUUCUAUUUUUCUUUCUAUUUUGCUCUAUGCAUUUCCUUCUUCCUUUCUUUCUAUUUUUCUUUCUAUUUUGCUCUAUGCAUUUCCUUCUUCCUUUCUUUCUAUUUUUCUUUCUAUUUUGCUCUAUGCAUUUCCUUCUUUCUUUCUAUUUUUCUUUCUAUUUUGCUCUAUGAAUUUCCUUCUUCCUUUCUUUCUAUUUCUCUUUCUAUUUUGCUCUAUGCAUUUCCUUCUUUCUUUCUUUCUAUUUUUCUUUCUAUUUUGCUCUAUGCAUUUCCUUCUUCCUUUCUUUCUAUUUUUCUUUCUAUUUUGCUCUAUGCAUUUCCUUCUUCCUUUCUUUCUAUUUUUCUUUCUAUUUUGCUCUAUGCAUUUCCUUCUUUCUUUCUAUUUUUUCUUUCUAUUUUGUUCUGA